AUGUACUGGAAACGGCUCCAACAUCCUCCCCCAGAUCCUUCUCUUCUAGAAGGGGACGCGUGUGCCCGGGAAAGGCACAGGGAUAGGGCGGGCCAUAAGGAUGGGGACUGGGAGUGGGAGGGCCGGGAGCUGGGCCCGCGCCGGCGGUGCCGCCCCGCCCCGGUAGUGGCGCUGCCGGGCGCCGCUUCCUGUUCCGGGCCGCGCGGCCAUGGCGGCGGCGGCCGCUGCGCCCGGCGGCUGGCGGCGGGGGAGCGUCUUGUGUGUGUGGACAAGAAUGUGGCUUCUCCCAAACUCUACGUCCUAGAGCCAUGGAUUGCUGACCUCUUGGUGAAUUACGAGCAAGUGGAUGAGCGUGAGAAUUACCUGGCUGGGCAGGUGGUGCGGGUCUUGAGUGACUCAGGUGCAGCUGGCCAGCCUGGGCUCCUCCAGGACGCUGUGGUGCAGGUCUCUGACGGAUCCUGCUACAUCCGUGUGGUCAUUACAGCCGAAGCUCUGCAGGCAGAGGAAAACGCCCACCUGCAGCUCAGGCUUUCCAGCCUUAAUUGCAGAAUCAUUGUCCUGCAGAAGUACACGGUGUGUUUUCAGGAGGAGGCCAGGCUGGAGGACUGCGAGUUUUACCUCACGGCCCAGCAGUUCAUCGUGCUGCCCAUGCAGAGGCAGAGGAUGGAAUCAUCUGAUGGGAACCAGGACCCCUCUGUGAUGAAGAAGAUAAAGGAGCUCUGGCUGAGGAAUCUUGCUGUGAGGAAUGCUCCCAGCUCAGAGCCCUCUGUCUCUCAGCUGAUUGAUGCCAUCGGACAGAACCAGCUAGAGAUUUUGAAGGAAAAUGCUGAGGAAUGCUUGGAUUUACGGAAAUCAAAGGAGAAGCCAGGGACAGUGGAGGACGAGGUUCCCAUCACCCAGUGGGAGGCAGAGCGCAAGAAGGAGCAGGGUGAGGACGUUUUCAUGGCCCCAGUCAGUGCCCUGGUGAUCCCUCCUGAGGAGGAGGCAGUUGUUUGUGACUCUUCCGAGGCAGUGUCUGCAGGGUACACAGAUACAAGCCAAGCAGCUCCUGGAAAGAGUAGUGAUGACAGGACAGUGCCAGGAGAGCCGAGUGUUGUAUCUCAAAUCAGCUCCUGUCUCCAUAGCAGCAGUGCUCCAGCCCUUGGAUCGUCCUCAUGGCCUCCUAUGAAUGCUCCAGAUCCCAUCCAGCCUUUAGUUUCCUCUACAGUUGGCUCAGCCCAUCUCCCUGGAUUGAGUGGAGGAGGUGCCGCAUCACCGACCUUGUCAGAUAGCCUGGAGGGAUCCCUGGACAACCCCUGGAACGGGAUGCCCUCGUUGUCUUUGACCCCAAGCUCUUCAGAUGAGAAGACCUUUCAACCUGACCCUCACCUGAAGACCCAGAAAGAUGUGGCUGCUGACAGCAACACCACUGACCUGUUGGAAGUGUGUAGCCAGAGCUCUCCUGAGGGCUCACCCCAGGGAGGGCCAGCACAGACCUCCUCUCCCUCCCUGCUCCGCUGCUACAGCAAUCCCAGUCCAGCAGAGAUCAGCACCAGUGAGGCAGCAUCAGCUGCAGAGGCAGCCUGGGGUGCCCUGUGUGCUGAUCAAAGCCUGCAGCGAUCCAGGGGCUCUCAGGCCACCCUGCCCACUCUUUCUCCAGUUUUUCCAGUCUUGCCCAGCAGUAGCUUGCAAUCGCCACCUGGCAGGAUUCCUCACAGGGAGCAGGCCUGCUCCAGUGGCACGGCUUCCUCUACAGAGGCGUUGAAGCCUGGACUGGCUCAUGCCAAGACAAAGGGAGGAGGGACUGUGGGUGCCAAGAGGAAGGUGGUGGAGGAAGAUGAGCAGGCCUCCAGUGGGCAGCAGCAUCUCCCAGGCACCUCAAAGCACAGGGGGAGAGACAAAGGCAAGAGAUCGGUGCUCAUGAGCUCACAGGGUGCAAAGAAGAGCAGAAAGGAGACAGGGCUGCAGCGUAGAAAGAAGUUUGAGGAGGAAGAGAAAGAGGAGGAGGAGGAGGAAGAGCAAGCAUCCCCUGCAAGAGCUGGGCCCAGCUCCAGACCAGAGCAGUGCAGAGCUCCAGAGCCGUUCGUGGAGAGACCAUCCCAGUACCAGUACGAGGCACCGAGCCCCGAGCUCUGCCAGCAGGUACAAUCUAUCAGGAUCUCAAAGGCAAUGCUGAAGUGGGCAUGCUGGAUACUGGCUGAGGAGGAGGACUCCUGAGCCCAUCUUUCAUUCCUUUGUUUCUUCAAUGGGUUUGUGAAAACACUAGGAAGAGUGGUUGGGGGAGGGAUGUGGGGAUACCAGAAGCUCUGUGCCCCAGGAGACUGCUGAAUGGGCUGGGCUGGCCUGGCUGCAGAAACUCUGGUUCCAGGGGUGCUGGCACAUGACCUGUUGAAAGCCAAUACCCUCAGUGCCAAGAGGGGAGAAAAGCAUUCAUUCAGGCAUGCCUAUAUGUGAGCCAGCAUCCCUCUCCCAUCUCUUCAUCCUUUUCAAAUGCCUUGUCCCAGCAAGUGGGGACAAGAGGUGACCCAGUGCCACCAUAGCAGCAAUGGCAGAGGCCCCACAAGCUGAUCCUGUUCUGAAGGUACCCCAGGAGCUUGGAUGGUUUAUUGAAUAAGUUUGAGUUGGGUCCUGCACUGUUUAUUACAAAAAAUAUCCCGCAGGGUUAUGCUGUAGAAAUUAAAAAUUGUAUAUUUUUUAAAUACACAGCUCUUGUAUUAAAAAAAAAAAAAAGAAAAAAAGAAAAAAAAAAACCAAAA
Molecule: messenger RNA, 2735 nt
Organism: Pyrgilauda ruficollis (rufous-necked snowfinch)
Lineage: Eukaryota; Metazoa; Chordata; Aves; Passeriformes; Passeridae
Exons: 15
Coding region: 1-2196 (731 amino acids)
Biological process (GO): telomere capping; telomere maintenance via telomerase
Cellular component (GO): telomerase holoenzyme complex; chromosome, telomeric region; shelterin complex
Molecular function (GO): telomeric repeat DNA binding
Source: RefSeq, a predicted model, not a curated record